Molecule: messenger RNA, 4127 nt
Organism: Phragmites australis (common reed)
Lineage: Eukaryota; Viridiplantae; Streptophyta; Magnoliopsida; Poales; Poaceae
Product: coatomer subunit alpha-3-like
Exons: 3
Coding region: 146-3793 (1215 amino acids)
Biological process (GO): endoplasmic reticulum to Golgi vesicle-mediated transport; intracellular protein transport; retrograde vesicle-mediated transport, Golgi to endoplasmic reticulum
Cellular component (GO): COPI vesicle coat
Molecular function (GO): protein binding; structural molecule activity
Source: RefSeq, a predicted model, not a curated record
CCCCUCCCCUCCCCUCCCUCCGAGAUCUCUCCUGUCUCAACUCUCAAGGCGAGGCAGAUCUGCCGCCCGCCACCACCUACCUCUCCCUCCCUCCGCUCAAUCUUCUCGAUCGCCUCCGCCUCCUCCUCCGGUUACAAGGAGGGAGAUGCUGACCAAGUUCGAGACCAAGAGCAACCGGGUGAAGGGGCUCGCCUUCCACCCGCGGCGCCCAUGGAUCCUCGCCAGCCUCCACAGCGGCGUCAUCCAGAUGUGGGACUACCGCAUGGGUACCCUCCUCGACCGCUUCGACGAGCACGACGGGCCCGUCCGCGGCGUCCACUUCCACGCAACGCAGCCGCUCUUCGUCUCCGGAGGUGAUGACUACAAGAUUAAGGUGUGGAACUACAAGACUCACCGCUGCCUCUUCACACUCCAUGGCCACCUCGACUACAUUCGCACCGUGCAGUUCCAUGACGAGUAUCCGUGGAUCGUCAGUGCCAGUGACGACCAGACAAUCCGUAUCUGGAACUGGCAGUCACGCACCUGUGUCGCCGUGCUGACAGGGCAUAAUCACUAUGUCAUGUGUGCUUCCUUCCAUCCCAAGGAGGACCUUGUCGUGUCAGCGUCUCUGGAUCAGACUGUUCGGGUAUGGGAUAUUGGGGCACUAAAGAAGAAAUCAGUCUCGCCAGCAGAUGACAUUAUGCGUCUCACUCAGAUGAACACUGACCUCUUUGGAGGCGUCGAUGCGGUGGUCAAGUAUGUCUUGGAGGGUCAUGACCGCGGGGUCAACUGGGCCUCAUUUCAUCCCACCUUACCACUUAUUGUUUCUGGGGCUGAUGACCGUCAAGUCAAGCUGUGGAGAAUGAACGACACCAAGGCAUGGGAGGUUGAUACUUUGAGAGGCCACAUGAACAAUGUGUCUUGCGUAAUGUUCCACGCGAAGCAGGACAUCAUCGUAUCCAACUCAGAAGACAAAAGCAUUCGCAUUUGGGAUGCCACAAAGAGAACUGCCAUCCAGACAUUCAGGCGUGAGCAUGACCGCUUCUGGAUUCUUGCCGCUCACCCUGAGAUGAAUCUUCUUGCAGCUGGUCAUGACAGUGGCAUGAUUGUGUUUAAGUUGGAGAGGGAGCGCCCAGCUUUCAGCGUCAGUGGUGAUACAGUGUUCUAUGUGAAGGACCGAUUCCUCCGGUACUAUGAAUACUCCACACAGAAGGAGGUCCAGGUUGCUCCCAUUAGAAGGCCUGGAACAGUCAGCUUGAAUCAGUCACCAACAACAUUAUCAUACAGUCCAACUGAGAAUGCAAUCUUGAUCUGCUCCGAUGUGGAUGGGGGCUCAUAUGAGCUAUACAUCGUUCCCAAGGACUCUGCUGGCAGGUCUGAUUAUUUGCAGGAGGCAAGGAAGGGAGCUGGUGGUUCUGCAGUUUUCAUAGCCCGCAAUCGAUUUGCAGUGCUGGAGAAGAGCAGCAACAAUGUUUUGGUUAAGAACCUUAAAAAUGAGAUUGUGAAGAAAACCCCUCUUCCUCUUGCAACAGAUGCAAUUUAUUAUGCUGGGACAGGCAACAUAUUGUGCAAAGCUGAAGACAGGGUGGCGAUCUUUGAUCUGCAGCAGAGGCUUGUUCUUGGCGAACUCCAAGCACCUACUGUCAAGUAUGUAGUUUGGUCCAGUGAUAUGGAGUCUAUUGCACUGCUUAGCAAGCACGCCAUAGUCAUUGCAAACAAGAAGCUGGUCCAUCGCUGCACGCUUCAUGAAACCAUACGUGUAAAGAGUGGUGCAUGGGAUGAAAAUGGUGUAUUCAUAUACACCACUUUGAACCAUAUCAAGUAUUGCCUUCCUAAUGGAGACAGUGGCAUCAUCAGAACACUUUAUGUCCCAAUUUACAUUACCAGAGUUAUCGGGAACAGCAUCUUCUGCUUAGAUCGUGAUGGAAAGAACAAGUUGAUAACAGUCGAUGCUUCUGAAUACAUUUUCAAGCUCGCCCUUUUCCGGAAACGCUAUGACCAUGUCAUGAGUAUGAUUAAGAACUCGCAGCUGUGUGGGCAGGCUGUGAUUUCUUAUUUACAACAGAAGGGGUUUCCAGAAGUUGCUCUCCACUUUGUGAAAGAUGAGAAGACCAGAUUUAAUCUGGCUCUUGAGAGUGGAAACAUCCAGAUUGCUGUUGCUUCUGCGAAGGAACUUGAUGACAAGGAUCACUGGUACAGGUUGGGAAUUGAGGCUUUGAGGCAGGGAAACGUUGGUAUCGUUGAAUAUGCAUACCAGCGGACAAAGAAUUUCGACAGGCUUGCUUUUCUCUAUCUUAUAACUGGUUACUUGGACAAGGUGGGCUUUAUGUGUAAGAUUGCUGGGCAGAAUAACAAUUUGAUGGGCCAGUUCCAUAAUGCACUGUAUCUCGGGGAUGUACGGAAGCGAGUUGAGAUCUUGGAGAAUGCAGGGCAGCUACCUCUUGCAUAUGUAACUGCUGCCACUCAUGGCCUCAUUGAAAUUGCUGAGAGGCUUGUUGCUGAGUUGGGGGAGAAUGCCCCUUCUCUACCUGAAGGGAAAGCUAGCUCACUGCUGAUUCCUCCUGCUCCUCUUACAUCUUGUGGCGACUGGCCUUUAUUGAAGGUGAUGCGUGGUAUCUUUGAUGCUGGACUAGAUGCUACUGGGAGGGCAGAUCAGGAUGAAUACUGUGAAGAUGCUGGUGGUGACUGGGGUGAUGAAGAACUAGACAUUGUUGACGUAAAUAAUGUGAUGGAAAAUGGAGAUAUUGUUGACCACAAUGAGGAAGAUGAGGCAAACGAAGAGGAAGGUGGCUGGGACCUUGAAGAUCUGGAAUUGCCACCUGAGACAGAGACGCCAAAGGCUGCUGGUCCGGCCCGUUCCUCUUUGUUUGUGGCUCCCACUCCAGGCAUGCCUGUCAGCCAAAUUUGGACGCAGAAGUCAUCCCUCGCUGGGGAGCAUGCUGCAGCUGGCAACUUUGACACUGCAAUGCGAUUGCUUAGCCGCCAGUUGGGUGUCAAGAAUUUUACUCCUCUGAAGCCUUUGUUUCUUGAUGCACACAUGGGCAGUCAUACCUUUUUGCGUGCAUUUGCAAGUGCUCCGGUUGUAUCUGUAGCUAUUGAGAAAGGCUGGACUGAAUCUGCUAGUCCUAAUGUGAGGGGCCCACCUGCACUUGUCUUUACCUUCUCGCAAAUGGAUGGCAAGCUUAAGGCUGCAUAUAAAGCCACAACCGAGGGUAAAUUCCCUGAAGCACUGAGGCAGUUCCUGAACAUCCUACACAUCAUCCCGCUCCUUAUUGUGGACUCGCGAAGAGAAGUUGAUGAAGUAAAGGAGCUGAUUGAGAUUGUGAGAGAGUAUGUCCUUGGUCUUAGGAUGGAAGUCAAAAGGAAGGAGCUGAAAGAUGACGCCACCCGGCAACAGGAGUUGGCUGCGUACUUCACUAACUGCAAGCUGCAGAAGGUUCACAUGCGCCUUGUCCUCACUAGCGCUAUGGGCCUUUGCUUCAAGGGCGGAAACUAUGCUACUGCAGCAAAUUUUGCCCGGAUGCUUCUGGAGAAGAGCCCCAAUGAGGCCCAAGCGAAGAAGGCUAGGCAAGUUGUGCAGGCCUGUGGGGAAAGGAAGGAUGGCUGUCAGUUGAACUAUGACUUCAGGAAUCCGUUUGUGGUGUGUGGAGCAACCUUUGUUCCGAUAUACCGGGGGCAGAAGGAUGUUUCCUGCCCGUACUGUGGAUCUCGGUUCGUGCCCUCGGUUCAAGGUGAGCUGUGUACCAUAUGCGAGCUCUCGGUUGUUGGGGCAGAUGCUUCUGGCCUGCUCUGCUCGCCUACACAAUCGAGAUAAGUGGCUCUUCCUCUGUGUCUUGAGUUGGAAGACUGAUGCGGUGGUGUAUUCUAUCAUCUGGGAAUUUGCUGGCUGACCGGCUGUUGUGAGGUCUCUCGGAAUAAGUAUACUACUAGGUUCUCUUGAGGUUUCCCUUUUUUGAAAAUUUCCUUUUUGUAGUCCAUCGUUGUCUCCUGAUAAGGCUGUGGUAAAAUUGUGUCUAGUAUUUUGGAUGUGGUCAUGCGGGUUCAUCUGGGACCCUAAACACUUGUGUAUUUAGUUAAUCAGGCUUGAGAAUUCCUUCAUUAUAUGAACAUGUACCAAACCAUGUUGGAUGGAUUAUUUGUUUUUGGUA